AUGGCAAGACCAAAAAGAAAGGAAAGGAAACAAAGCGAUGAUGACGAAGACUACAGAGAGGUGGAAUCAGAAUAUGAAGAAGAUGAUCAAACGAUACAGAGAAAGAAGAAUUCGAAGAAGAAUUUGAAAUCAAAAAGAAAAAGACAGGAUAAAGUAGAAGAAUCAGAAACAGAAGAAGAAGAAGAAGAAGAAACAUCAGCAAAGAAGAUUGCCAAGAAGCAUUCAAAAGAAAAAGGCAAAAAACAGAAAGUAAAACAUAGGGAAGAUUUAGAGUCAGAAGAAGAAACAACACCAAAGAAGGAUAACAAGAAGAAUCUGAGUCCAAGAACAUUAGAUUUGCUCAGGCAGACACCAUUUGGAAAUAUUGUUGAUGUUGUCCAUGGUGGCCACAUAGAGGAGAAGUCAGCCAAGAAAUCUGAUGAUUUCAUUACCCUCCUACUGCAGGCCUACAACCAUGAAAAUGACCUCUUCUUCUUUAGAAAGAAGAAAUUCAGGAUCUCGAUAAGAGAUAUUUCAAAGAUCCUUGGACUGCCAGCAAAAGUCGAGUUGGUCCCAAAGACUUCUGAGGCAAGAAUUAACAAGAAAGCUGUAGAGAAAGCUCUGCAAGUUGCCAUCAACGACAAGCCAACAACCGAGGAAGGGAUUGAGAAGAAGGACAAAAAUGUGGCAAGAUUAAUCUUGCUGGACUUGUCAAUAAAGUUUUUGUUCCCAAACGCAGGGGGAACAAUUUCAUGGGACUAUGUCAGAGCAUGUGAAAAUUUGGAUCAGAUUGGAUCUUAUGACUGGGCAAAGGAAGUUGGAAGCUUCCUAAAAAAGUCUAUAAAGGCUUUGGAAAAGAAGAAUUCAAAGAGCUCAUAUGGAAAUAUGGGGGGCUGCGUUCUAAUAAUACUGGUAGGUUACUGUCAUACUGAAAUGUCAUUGGUCAAAAAAUAUUUGAAAAAAAUGAAGGAGGAUAGAGAGGAAUCAGAAUCCGAGGAAGAGGAGAAUAGUUCAGAUGAAGCAAAGAUAGCUUUAGAAGGAGAGGAAAAAGGAGAUGAUGAUCAGGAAGUUGAAGUGGCUGAACAGGAAACAGCUUCAGAAAAAGGAAGAGAAGAUAAGAUGCCUAACUGUGGAGAAAGAUAA
Molecule: messenger RNA, 1122 nt
Organism: Rosa chinensis
Lineage: Eukaryota; Viridiplantae; Streptophyta; Magnoliopsida; Rosales; Rosaceae
Product: DNA ligase 1-like
Exons: 4
Coding region: 1-1122 (373 amino acids)
Source: RefSeq, a predicted model, not a curated record